Cokeromyces recurvatus is the source of this 1396-nucleotide messenger RNA. RefSeq lists its product as uncharacterized. The record is from RefSeq and is a predicted model, not a curated record. Bases 18 to 1148 code for a protein of 376 amino acids. The transcript is spliced from 6 exons. Lineage: Eukaryota; Fungi; Mucoromycota; Mucoromycetes; Mucorales; Mucoraceae.
AAAAAAAAAAUUAAAAAAUGAUCAUUCUUCAAACAAAACAAUUUCGAAUCAACAUGGAAGCACAAAUCAAAGAAUUAAUUCCUUUCUUGCAUCAACCUGCAUUAGAGAUUAGGGCUAUUGCUCUUCAUCAUCUUGUUCCUUAUACUCCUAAUGGUAAUCAAUAUCGUCACUUAUUACUUGAACAAAGACAAACUGUUUGUAAAGACAUGAAAGCUCUUUGUAAAGAAGAUCCUGUUACUGCUCACGAUGCUCUUCGCUCUCUAAUCAAUUUAUCUAGUGAUCCUCUUGUUCAACAAGAACUGGAUGAUGCAGAUUUUAUCAAGUAUAUUGGGUUAUUAAUUACAAAUCCUAAAUCUGUGCUUGCAGACCUUGCUUGUAUGCUCUUAUCUAAUAUGACCAAAUUUGAGCCCACUUGCGUUAAAGUCAUUCAAGCAACAGCCGAACCAGUUGAAGGUUUAAGCCAAUCUACCCGUCUUUUAGAUCAACUUGUUGAAAUCUUCCAUAAGGGAUAUAAAAAAGAAUACAAUCCAGAAGCAGAAUACCAUUUCUUGGCUAGUGUCUUUUCAAAUGUGUCUAGUAUCAGAUUGGGUCGUGUAUUUAUGAUUGAAGAGGCAACUGUAGAUCAAUUAGCUCCACUUACAAAAAUUCAAAUUUUUACUGAAGAUCCAAAUGUGAUUCGACGUGGUGGUGCUAAUUCAGUUAUCAAGAAUUGUUGUUUUGAGGCUCGUGAGCAUGAACGUUUAUUAGAUGUAGAGGGUAUGAAUACAUUACCUUUUAUUUUAUUACCUUUAUGUGGUAAUGAAGAAUAUGAUAUGGACGAAUUUGAACAAUUCCCCGAAGAAAUCCAAUUAUUGGGUGAUGAUAAGAAACGAGAAACAGAUCCUGUCCUUCGUGGUAUGCUUUUAGAUUCUAUUAUUUUAUUAACCCAGACUCGUUAUGGACGUGAAUAUUUACGUAAAAAACAAGUCUAUCGAGUUAUACAACGUCUUCAUUUACAAGAGACUGAUGAAGAACUUAAAGAAAAAUGUAUAACUAUUGUUGAAAUGUUGAUUCGUGAUGAAGAAGGUGCUGAAAUUACAGAAGUUGAAUCUGAAAAGCCAGCUGUAGAGGAAGAUGAUGACGAUUUGAUUAUUGAAGAAAUUGUAUAAAUUGGCAUGCGCAUAAACAUUAGACUAUAAAAUAUACAUAAAUAAAUAUGCAAAUCAUUUGUUUUUUUUUAUUGGCUUAUUUUAAAUUUAUGAACACUUUCGUGACUUGAUUUUACCCCCUCCCAUCCAUAUCCCUCCUUCACAGCCUUUACUAAAGAUUUUUCUUCUUUAUAUUCAUAUAAAAAAAAAAAGAAAAAUUUUAAAAUGGAUAAACGUCAAUUAGAACAAGGCAAACAACAAUCAUUCAU